This is a messenger RNA of Rhagoletis zephyria (snowberry fruit fly), 972 nucleotides long. Lineage: Eukaryota; Metazoa; Arthropoda; Insecta; Diptera; Tephritidae. The record is from RefSeq and is a predicted model, not a curated record.
AUGGCUUUAAAAAAGAAGAGCCUUUUUCUUAAUAACUCAAAAACUGUUGAAAACAGCAAAUCUAGUGCCGUGAAAAUCUUAAACGUUGAUUUGAAAACUGUGAAAGUCAAAAUUGAAAACAAAAAAUUUAAACCGCAAAAUGAAAUUGUUAAAGUUAUUUUUGCCUGGCGCAAUGUCAGUCUUUACUGCUCAAACUCUAUUUACGAGCUAAACACACCUAAAUCGGAAGAGAUCAUUUUACGCAACAUCAACGGACAGUUGAAUUUUGGCACCCUCGUAGGAGUACUAGGUCCGUCAGGAUCUGGCAAAACAACACUGCUUAAAACACUGAAUGGGCAGCUCAAAGACAAACUUUCUGAGGAGAGUACCUUUUACGUGAGCAAAUGUACACCCAUCAGGACCUGUUUCAUUACCCAGGAUGUGUCCAAUCACCUGUGGCCAGGCUUAACAGCCAAACAGGCUCUGGUGUACGCGUCCAGACUGAAGAACAGCUCAGUUGUUAGGCAAACAGUUGAUCAUGAAGCGAUCGCCUUGAGCAUGCUAGAACAACUAGAUUUGCUGAAUAUUGUCCACACAAAACUGGAAAAGUGCUCGGGCGGUGAGCGGCAGAGAAUCGCAUUAGGUCAGGAGUUGACUUCUGUUCACAUGCCAAAUUUUGUGCAAUUGGACGAGUGUUGCAGCGGUUUGGAUAGCACCUCUGCAGAAAUUGUAAUCUCCUGCUUAAGAUCGCUAGCAAAGAAUCACAACAUCACCAUCAUUCUUUCCAUUCAUCAAACCAACAGUAAAGUUCUACAAAUGUUUGACCAGAUUUUUGUGCUUGCUCGUGGAGGUGUGAACAUUUUCCAGGGCCCACCAAAGACUAUUCAACAUCACCUCCACAGCCUGUCUUCAGCACUGCCUGCAAACGAUAAUGUACUGUACAGCGUGGAAACACUGCUCAAGUACGCCUCACUUGGUCAGCAGAGCAGUACG